AACGGCGGGAAACAAGCGGCGUCGGGAAGAUGGUUCAAAUCCCCGUGGUGCUGCAAAGAUGUAGCUCGAAGCCUGAGUGGGUUUUGAUGGAGCUGCAGGGUGAGAUCGAAGCACGGCAUGAAACUGGCCUGGCUGGGAGCCUGAUGGGAGAUCUGCACUACAGCUGUAAGGGAGUGCCGAUUCUGAUCAUUGGCCACCAUAUCCUGUAUGGUAAGGUCAGUCACCUGGAGAGGCCAUUUGCAGUACUCCUGAAACAGACUGUGAGAAGAACAGGUGCUGAAAGCCCAGUGGAAGCUCACAGUCUUGCUGAAAGAGAUAGUGAAGAGCACACUUCCACCUGCUACACAGUGACUGCACUAAUCAAGAAAAAGAUCAUCUUCAAAACCCGUCCAAAGCCAAUCAUUACCAACGUGCCCAAAAAGCUGUAGUGGCAUUGAACCAGGCCUGUACAACAGGGGCAGUAGACUCUUCCAAAGCUUUGGGUCAAGACAAGGUGGUGUGGGUACCUGGACGGUAGAUGUUAAGCAACACUGUGUGUCAUACUGCUUGCUUCAAUUCUUGUGCAAUGCCUGAGUUUGUUUCCUCUGUUUGUUUACACCUUGAGGAGAAGAAUAGAUCCUUUGAAUUCUGAACUGUGUUUAAAGUAGAUGUUAUUACAUGCUACUAUUUUUUGUCAUUUAUAACAAAA
Mobula hypostoma (lesser devil ray) is the source of this 688-nucleotide messenger RNA. It is a transcript of the gene chtf8, whose product is annotated as CTF8, chromosome transmission fidelity factor 8 homolog (S. cerevisiae). Gene Ontology annotation, cellular component: Ctf18 RFC-like complex. The coding region runs from base 30 to 428 and encodes 132 amino acids. Gene Ontology annotation, biological process: mitotic sister chromatid cohesion. The record is from RefSeq and is a predicted model, not a curated record. Lineage: Eukaryota; Metazoa; Chordata; Chondrichthyes; Myliobatiformes; Myliobatidae. The transcript has 3 exons.